UCAUGCUGCUGCCAGGUCCAGAGUCUCUCAUGGGUCCCUGUACGGCCUCCCAUUGCUGCUGUCUCCAUCGCCACUCUCUGCCAUGUGCCACUUUCAGGUCUCCUCACACACUGCUGGUGUGUAGAAUUUUUUGACAUAGGGUGCUGGCAGAUUACGGGCCUCCCAUAGCUGCUGCCAGGCCCCUAAUCUGCCAUGGGCCCCUAUAUACCGCCUCCUCAUGCUGCUGCCAGGUCCAGAGUCUCUCAUGGGUCCCUGUACGGCCUCCCAUUGCUGCUGUCUCCAUCGCCACACUCUGCCAUGUGCCACUUUCAGGUCUCUCUCACACUGCUGGUGUGUAGAAUUUUUUGAC
Molecule: messenger RNA, 349 nt
Organism: Staurois parvus
Lineage: Eukaryota; Metazoa; Chordata; Amphibia; Anura; Ranidae
Source: the annotation of a GenBank genome assembly